AGAUAAUAUAGCGGCAGAUAAGCUUAUAGGUAAUACUGCUGAGGUGUGUCUGAAAAGGUGUUGAUUGAAUUUCUAUUGUUAGUCGAUGGAACAAACCCACAUACGAGGAAGUCUGCACCAAAAUCCAGUCCAAACGGAUUUAUUAAAAACCAGUACCGCAAUGCAGGAGGAAUCAGCAAAUAUUCAAAAGCAGAUGCUGUAUAAUGGACUUCUUUUUAACGUUAUAAGAAAAAAUAAGACAUUGGAGAAAAAAUUUAAGAAAAUCACAGAAUAUUUAGAGGCGGGAGCUAACAUAAACGCUGCAGAUGCAAAUGACAAAUGUAAUACGCCAUUACACAUUGCAGUAAUUAAUGCAGAUUGGAAAGUAGUAAAUUUCCUCUUAGAUAGAGGAGCUAAUAUUUCAUUAAAAAAUAGCGACAAUCAUACAGCUUUAGACGUUGCUCUGCUUUUAAAAAGCAGUCAGGGUGGAAAAAUUGUAUACCAUUUAACGAAUAUCGCAAAAGAAAAAGAAAGUGACCUACGAAAACGCAGCAGCGUUGUUGAUUCGAAACCAUCUGAAGAAGUAACUGCAAUACAGGAGCCGGAGCAAUUGUUUAAAGAUACAGAACAUAACAAGAUCAAUAAAUGUUAUCAAUAUCGAAAAAGAAAAGGCACAUCUGGACUAGGAGGCCAUUUAUAUGAAAGUAAACUAUUGUGUCUUAUUCUGCUUAGAGCUUUGAACGAUGAUGAUAUUACCGAGUUUUAUCUAGCAACUAAUGUUUCGGGCCUGGGAGCCUUUGACGACAUUGUUUUUAAAUACAAAACGAAAUAUGUUGAAAGACCAAGAAUAAUAUUUCUGCAAGCCAAACAUAGAGACGAUCCCAAAAAAGACCAAGUUUCAAUUAACGAUAUCUUAAAGGAUAAUGGAGAUUUUAGUUUACAUAAAUAUCUAGAAAGUUACAUAGAGGUCGUACAGAAAUUCCAGUCGGACAGCGAAAAUGAAAUAUUUGGAAGCUCCUUUGUGGAUACAGACUGUGAAUUCAUAAUAUUUACAUCUGCGAUGGAAAAUCUUUGUGAUAGAGGAACAGCACUCAUCACUGAUAAAGAGAGUUACGUGACAACAAGUGACAGUGGGAAAAUACUUCAGUUUCAUGCCAAGGAAGCAGAAGUUAAAUGUUUGAUUCAAACAGUGGUUAAGUUGCGGGCAGUACAGUUAGCUAAACGACUGGCAGCAUUUAUUUUUAAAAAAUCUUGCAAAAAUAUGAUGACAGAUGAGAUAAUCAAAGUGUAUCAUGUAUUCCUGGCACAAAAUGUCAUAUCGGUAACGAAAGACAAUAAACCGAACAGUUCUUAUAAUAUCGGAAUAUUUAAGGACUCGUUCCUACAAGCGAACGACAAUGUAUUGCUCCUUAUGAAACAUACUAUUUGUAAGGAAUUAGGGAUUUUUAGAGACACAACACUGACUGACGAAACUGCUGCAUUAAAAUCAAUUAACUUCGAAUUACCGAAGAAUUUUGGUAACGUUACAUUUCAAAUUAAUGGAAACGAAAAUAAAAAGCUAAAAAGACUGAAUUACUUGUCUGGAAAAAUUCGAGAAAUAUUGCAAAAUGCUUCCAAGAGAGAUUCAUAUUUUGUCUUUGAGAUUACUGAAAAUGACAUCGGUGCAGGUAAAAUUUUACAAACCACAGAUUUGGAGUCAUACAGGCUUGGUGGUCUGGUAGGCAACCUACUUUUAUAUGAUCAAGAAACCAAAAUGCUAACAUUUAAUGACGACGAACAUCACCUGACUGAUGACAGUUUAAAAUUAUUACAAGAAUUAAACACAAACUACAGCCUUAGCCAGUACAGAUUACAUGUAAAGAUCAAAAGCUUUCCUAAACUAUCACUGAUAGAAGAGGAAGACGACAGAAAGCUGGUGAAAGAUUUUUUAGACAAACUUAAAUUUUAUACCAAUCAACCCAAAGAGGAUGAAGUUGAAAACAUAAUAAAGGACGAAAUUUAUGAUACUCUUAAGUUGAACAGGGAUGAUUCGUUCAGUCGAGUUAAGUGUGAUGCAAUUUUGUUGAAAAUCCACGAUAAAGUUCAGAAGUGGUGGAAACAAUCCAACUGGACUCCAUAUUUGACGAAAACAUGUAAAUUUUACAUUGAAGCCAAGUGUGAUGCCUUGUAUAAACCAUUGCUGGCUAUCCUCAAUUAUACUUGCUGUAGAACAAUACAAAGUCUUGGAGCUACAUUUAAACCCUACGCCAUCAAGGCACUAAAUGUUACAGAUUUUAUAAAAAAUGAUUCAAAAUUAAUGAUUAUUGUUUCACCCGAAAUUAACUUGACUAGCAUUAAAAUGAUACAAUAUUUUCAAGAAAAUGAUUUCAGCUUUAACUUUCUAAAAUUGGAAUCGACCAUGAAUAAAAGCUACAUAGAAACAAUAGAAAGGGAGUUAAAAGAUGCCUAUUUUUCUGUAUUGGUGUUAAUUGAUGCUAUUGGCAAGAAUGUAUUUGAUGCUACAUUUGAUGUAGUGAGAAGGGCAUUUCAAGGUAAAAUUAUAGUCAUUACUGAUGCCGAUUAUGCCAUAGAAAACUUGGAAACCGGAAGUAACGAUAUUAUUCGAAUAUUAGACAAUAAUAACAACUUUGGAGAUCUCGAAGAUGAUGUGCAAAGAAUGAUUACUGAGGAACGGGAACUAAUAUUUCAAGGAGAAAGAGUAUCCGUAGGUAGUAUAUUGACCUACGAUUUUUUACAGACUAUUAAACCAAAAACUGUCUAUCAGUUAAUUAAGGGUAAAACAAUUUCGAUGGGCAAAUCGCCGAAAGACGCUGUUUACGAUAAAAGCGUUGACUUCUAUGUGCAUCAAGAGGUAAGCCGCAAUAUUACUCUAGAUUUACGUAAUAUACAAAACUACUGUGACCUAGUUUUUAUAAUUGAUGGCGUUCCUGAAGAUUUAAGCCCACAAGAAAGCUACGAUAUUGUAUUAAUAACAGAUCGAAUUGAAAUAUUUGAACACAUUUGUAACAAAUACGAACAUUCUAAUGUCCAUAUGUUUAGUCGCGAUAGUACUGAUGACAAUUAUAUAGUAUGGGUUAAAUCAAAGGGCAGCUUGAAUGCUCUGUUACAGUAUUAUAAUAUUCGCAGACCAAACUUCGAUUUCGAUGCUAGUAACUGCCCUAAUCCCAAUAUACUGCCCAAAACAUUAACAGAUAUACCCGAAAAUAUUGUUAUUAUUAGUGGUGAGCCUGGUUUAGGUAAAUCUACCUUACUCUCACAUUUAGCAGUGCAUACAAAAGAACAAUAUACAAAGCUUUGGGUCUCAAAAAUAAACUUCCAUGAUCAUAUUGAGUGGUUUAGCACGUGGAAAAGAGACAAAACGAAUGUUAACUUAGAAGAAGCUCUCGUCUUUGUAUAUGGUGCAAUUGGUUUACAAGCAUUGGAAGAAAAUGAACAACCAACGAGCAAUGUGUUAGAUACCAUUGGAAAACGAGUGAGCAUUAACAGUGUCAACGAAAUAACUAUGCGUGAUGUUAACAAAACAGAUGACGUCAUGGAAGUUGCUUUAUUUAACUAUUGUUACAACAAUAACCAGGUUGCAUUACUUUUUGAUGGUUUUGAUGAAAUAUGUCCAGAUUACGCAAACGAGGCGCUUCAAUUAUUGAGUGUUUUAAAGUCUUCUCGAGUUGCGUACUUGUGGGUGACUACGCGACCGUAUGUUCUUGAUCAGUUACAGUGCACCUUGAGUACGUUUGCACAUAUAUUGCUCGUAUUAUCUGAAGAAGGGCGAGUGUCAUGCCUAGCGAAAAUAUGGUCUAAGCAAUUGGAUCUUGAUCCUACGACUUUAACAAUACAUGUCAGCAAUUUUUAUGGUCUAGUAUGUAAUGUACUCAAUCAUUGGGUUGCAUUUACAUUUACUGGUGUACCACUACAUAUUUUUAUGAUUGCCGAAACUUUACUGCACCGUUUUAUAAAUUAUGCCGAACUUGAUCCUAAAAGGUCGAAUGCACUCCCAAUUUCUAGCGAUGAUUCUAAACGUGAUAACAUAGUUAUGAAUUUAAGCACAUUAUACGAAAUUUUUAUUAACAUAAAGUUUUAUAAAGUUCGUUUCGGAUCAAAAAAGGCCUUCGUUAGCUUUAAAGAUCCUGAUUUGCGGAGGAUGUUAGACCACGAACACAAAGCCUUCUUAGAUCAUCAUAAGCAACUCUGUGCUUACACACUUCUUAAAGGAAGUACUAUUAAGUUUUCCGAUGGAGAAAUGCAAAACAUAUACAAUUUAGUGGAGGCCGUUAGAUCCGGCGAAGAAAAAUCAGGUAUAAUAGAUAUGAUUGUUGGCGACGAGCCCAAGUUCGUACAUCGUACGUUUAUGGAAUAUUUUGCGGCGCAGUAUAUUAUCGAAAGAUUGAAAUCGAGUCUUUGCUCUAAGGACCUGUUGAAACACUUAAUAGAUUAUAUUUUUGGACGGGACGGCGGUGUCAGUAGGUUUCUAGAUUCUAUGCUAAGUGAAAAAGAUCUGUUUGACGCAGCAUUUUAUCAAAAUAACAGUGAGACUGUAGUCGAUAUACUUCUAUCUCAAUUCGAUGGGCUAUUCACUACAUUCAAUUUUGUAUGUAGACGGGAAUUUAACAAUAUUUUUUUAUUUUUACUGAAAUGUUCUAGACCAGCACUGAAUAAACACAAUUUACGAAACUUUAUAGAUCUUUUUCAUCAUAAGUUUAGUAGUGACAAGAAAAUCAGAUGUGAAUUUUGCAUAAUGGAAACAAGAAAAACAGAAGCUUGUUUAUAUUUCAAUUGUAUUGUAUCAGACAUAGACAAUUCUUUACUUCCAAAGCUAUGUAAACUAUAUAACUGUACGAAUAAAAUUAAGUAAAAACAACUA
Molecule: messenger RNA, 4837 nt
Organism: Helicoverpa zea (corn earworm)
Lineage: Eukaryota; Metazoa; Arthropoda; Insecta; Lepidoptera; Noctuidae
Exons: 2
Coding region: 86-4828 (1580 amino acids)
Molecular function (GO): protein binding
Source: RefSeq, a predicted model, not a curated record